Molecule: messenger RNA, 411 nt
Organism: Dibothriocephalus latus
Lineage: Eukaryota; Metazoa; Platyhelminthes; Cestoda; Diphyllobothriidea; Diphyllobothriidae
Source: the annotation of a GenBank genome assembly
AUGGCUCUCUUGAGUGCUCUGGGUGAUAAGCCUGAAGAAUACCUGAAGCGUGGAGGGACUUCAGAAGAUAUGGAAGUUAUAAGAGAUAUCGUGGCAGUUCUAGGUGAGCACUUUAAAAAGUUGGCGGAGGAGGCGGAAGGUGAACAGCAAAAGGUCACUAAGCCAAAAAAGCCACUAAUUGAGGAAAUCGAAACUCCGGAAGAAAGAAGGCUCAGGCAGCAGGUUGAGGAUGCCCUUGCGGAUGAAAAGGUGCGGGAGGCUUUGCAAGAUGAAAGUGUGAAACAAAUAAUUCAAUUUCUGUCUUCCGAUCCUGAUCGCGGCCAAAGAAUGGCUGCCGAUGCCUCGAGAGAUGUCAAGGAAAAACUAAGACUCCUGGUUGAGGUUGGAGUUCUCGGCGUUCAGACCUCCUAG